This is a messenger RNA of Megalobrama amblycephala (Wuchang bream), 1372 nucleotides long. RefSeq names its product E3 ubiquitin-protein ligase TRIM17-like. Gene Ontology annotation, molecular function: zinc ion binding. The record is from RefSeq and is a predicted model, not a curated record. Bases 780 to 1250 code for a protein of 156 amino acids. The transcript is spliced from 3 exons. NCBI's taxonomy places the organism in Eukaryota, Metazoa, Chordata, Actinopteri, Cypriniformes, Xenocyprididae.
AGAACUGGGCGGCAGGCGACGGCAAUGGUCCGAAAGACUGCAGCCGCGAGCGGAGAGUCUGAGCCAUGCAGACGGCGGGAGAUCAGCGCUGGAUCAGCCUUCCUCCAACAUGUGCACUCAACUUCAUCUGCUCCAACUAUGAGUAUUGAAUGCCUACUUCAAUCUGUAAAGCCUGAAAUAAAAGUCAGAAAAAUCUAAUGUUUUGAAACAGGACAGUUUAUUGAGUUUAGGCACUCUGUUUUUUGGCCCCUUAUGCACACUUAUGUGUGUUGUAACUUGUGACACAUUCCUCCCAUAACCAUCAUUUAAAGAAAUUCUCUGACAGAUAAAAAGCAAUAAAUAAAACACAUAAGUGUUUUGGGUCUUUUAUUAUUAAUAUUUGUGUAUUUUCAUUGUUCAUUGUUGUGUUUUAUCCAAGAUUUUACAGCAUUAUAUUUUAACGUUUCAAUACAAGUUAAUUUUCAAUACAUUUAACCUGAAGAAAUCCUGUUCCUGUUUGACCUGUUUGAACACACCCAUGUGAUCAUAAACUCCACCCUCUCACAACACUCACCAGGAAGAGACUGACUUAUUUCUCCAUUCUCUCAAACGGACUUUAUUCUCUCUUGACAAAAUCAAUAAAGAAUCAGCGAUCAGUGGAGAACAAAGAGGAAAAACUUCAAGAAGGAUUUUUGUGAAGUUAGUUUCUGAACAGAAAGCAGAUCCUUGAGAUUCAUUUUUGGAACCGUCAUUCAGAAAGUGAAAGUAAAGUUUAGACUGCUGGAGCUCAAACAGUGAAAAUGGCUUCAGCAGCUGAAGAUGAUUAUAUUUGUCCUGUAUGUCAUGAAAUCUUCAAGACUCCUGUUCUUCUAUCAUGUAGUCACAGUUUCUGUAAAGAGUGUCUUCAACAGUUCUGGAGAACCAAGAAAACUCAGGAGUGUCCUGUCUGCAGGAGAAGAUCCUCAAGAGAUGAACCUCCAUUUAAUCUGGCAUUAAAAAACUUGUGUGAGUCGUUCCUGAAGGAGAGAAAUGAGAGGCGUUCAUCAGGAUCUGAGGAGAUCUGCAGUUUACACAGUGAGAAACUCAAACUCUUCUGUCUGGAGGACAAACAGCCUGUGUGUGUAGUGUGUAUGAAUUCACAGAAACAUGACAAUCAUAAAUUCAGACCCAUCAGUGAAGUGGUUUCAUCAUACAAGGAGGAGCUCAAUACAGCACUGAAGUCUUUACAAGAGAAACUUCAACACAAUGAAGAAAUGAAAGUCUCAAGCUGAGCACACAGAGCGUCAGAUUAAACAGCAGUUUGAGAAGCUUCAUCAGUUUCUCAGAGAUGAAGAAGAAGCUACAAUCACUGCUCUGAGGGAGGAAGAGGAGCAGAAGAAGCAGAUGAUGAAGG